CUAUAAAUACGGGCGGAGAGUUGAGGAGAGGGGGCAUACCAGAAGUGAGCUGCAUAAGAAGGAUCGCCGCAGCAGCAGAGAAGAAGAAGAAGAAGAAGAAGAUGGCUGCUCAUGAUGGCAGUAAAGAGGUCGCAGUGAGAGACACUCCCAUGGUUGGGAGCAACCGUGUGUCUUCUUUGGAUGUUGAGCAGAACCAACUUUCUGCUUCCCACCAUGUUAAGCUUGAAGAAUUUCAGGAGAAGAUGAAGGAGCCACCCGCAUGGAGGAAGUUCUUGACAUACGUAGGACCUGGGUUUCUUGUGUCAUUGGCCUAUCUUGAUCCGGCAAACUUGGAAACUGAUCUGCAAGCAGGGGCUAGUUACCAAUAUGAGCUUCUCUGGGUGGUUCUGAUCGGGCUCAUCUUUGCUCUUCUCAUUCAAUCUCUUGCUGCAAAUCUAGGUGUCACCACAGGCAAGCAUCUGGCUGAGCAUUGCAGAGACGAGUACCCAAGAUUCGUGAACCACUGCUUAUGGCUACUUGCCGAAGUUGCUGUGAUUGCAGCUGAUAUCCCAGAAGUCAUAGGAACAGCCUUCGCACUUAAUAUACUAUUCCACCUACCAGUAUGGGUUGGAGUUCUUCUCACAGGAUCAAGCACACUCCUCCUUCUUGGCUUGCAAAGAUAUGGGGUGAGGAAGCUGGAGAUGCUGAUAGCGAUGAUGGUGUUCGCCAUGGCCGCCUGCUAUUUCGGUGAGCUAGCUUACGUCAAGCCCAAAGCCGGCGACGUCAUUCGUGGUCUCUUCAUCCCCCGACUGAAGGGCAGUGGCGCCACCGGAGCUGCCAUUGCUCUCCUUGGCGCCCUCGUCAUGCCCCACAAUCUCUUCCUUCACUCGGCGCUUGUGCUGUCCAGAAAGGUGCCCAAGUCUGUGAACGGAAUCAACAGUGCGUGCAGGUACUUCCUGCUGGAAAGUGGGUUCGCCCUGUUCGUGGCGCUCCUCAUUAACAUCGCCGUUGUGUCGGUGACCGGAAGAAUCUGCUCCUCCGACAACCUUUCCGGCGGCGACUCCGAAGCAUGCAGUAACCUCACCCUCAAUUCUGCUUCUUUCCUCUUGAAGAAUGUGUUAGGAAAGUCAAGCUCGACAAUAUACGCCAUUGCACUGUUGGCCUCUGGCCAAAGUUCAGCAAUAACUGGGACAUACGCGGGCCAAUUCGUGAUGCAGGGUUUCCUGAAUCUUAAAAUGAAAAGGUGGGCGAGAAAUCUAAUGACGAGGACCAUUGCCAUCACUCCUAGCUUGGUGGUCUCCAUCAUCGGUGGGUCCGCCGGCGCCGGAAAGUUGAUCAUCAUCGCGUCGAUGAUACUUUCCUUCGAGCUACCAUUCGUCUUGAUCCCGCUCCUCAAGUUCAGCAGCAGCGAGACCAAAAUGGGUCCCUAUAAAAACUCCAUUUAUGUUAUUAUUAUAUCGUGGUUGUUGGGUCUGAUGGUGAUCGGAAUCAAUGUGUAUUACCUGACGACGGGCUUCGUUGGGUGGAUGGUCCACAGCACCCUGCCUAAGGCUGCCACCAUCUGCAUCAGCGUCCUCGUGUUUCCUCUAAUGGCGGUUUACCUCCUGGCCGUUCUGUACUUGACAUUCAGGAAGGACCGAGCUGUAACCUUCUUAGAUGUAACGAAGAAUGGGAUUCCAGAUCACUGCCAACUGGAGAAAGGACUGGCUGUUGAUAAUAAUCGCACAGAUGUUGCAGAAACAGAUGAGGUCCCCUAUAGAGAAGAUCUUGCAGAUAUCCCCCUUUCUCGGUAGAGUACUAACCUGAACUUGAGAAGAGGGCUAGCGGUCCACUGCUGCACUACCAAUGAAGGGACGACGACGGAUUCUGAUUCUUCAGCUUCCAAAGGCUCUCUGUUUUGGGGUUAUAUGCCAAUGUACAUGCAAGUGAGGGCAAGAAAGGCCUUUCCUUUUUUCCUUCUUUUGCCCAAUAAAUAGAAUUGUUGUAGUUUUAUAUGUGUGUGUGUGUGUGAUUAGAAAUAAUUAGAUAUGAGGAAAAGGAAGGAUGCCAAGGAGGUGAACGUAGUGCUUCAGCUUCUUCUCUUCUUCCCCUUUGUUAUCGUUGCUGGUCAUGUAAGCCCCUUACCGUUGCUGUAAAAAUUAAUCUUCUUCCAGUGGUAGGCAAAUUUCUUUUGCUCUCUUGUAAGAGAAUUUCUAUUUUUGUGCUUAGCUUUGCCUACGAGGGCAGGUUCCAUGCGCCGUGGUGAACACGGGGCCCCGUGUUCUGCCAUUUUACAGAAGGAUCAUUUUUUCGCCUUUUUUUGAA
Messenger RNA from Nymphaea colorata (pocket water lily), 2283 nucleotides. Its product is annotated as metal transporter Nramp5-like. The transcript is spliced from 13 exons. Gene Ontology annotation, molecular function: cadmium ion transmembrane transporter activity; manganese ion transmembrane transporter activity. The record is from RefSeq and is a predicted model, not a curated record. The coding region runs from base 102 to 1772 and encodes 556 amino acids. NCBI's taxonomy places the organism in Eukaryota, Viridiplantae, Streptophyta, Magnoliopsida, Nymphaeales, Nymphaeaceae. Gene Ontology annotation, cellular component: membrane. Gene Ontology annotation, biological process: metal ion transport.